Molecule: messenger RNA, 1146 nt
Organism: Morchella sextelata
Lineage: Eukaryota; Fungi; Ascomycota; Pezizomycetes; Pezizales; Morchellaceae
Exons: 1
Coding region: 1-1146 (381 amino acids)
Biological process (GO): regulation of DNA-templated transcription
Molecular function (GO): DNA-binding transcription factor activity, RNA polymerase II-specific; zinc ion binding
Source: RefSeq, a predicted model, not a curated record
AUGUCGACUGCAAUGCUUUCUCAACCCACAGUUGUCUCUAUGCCUCCGUCACUCGCCAGCCCUACUUCCCCCACCAAAAAGCGCCGCCGCAGAGCUCCAGCCACUGGUGCUGCAGAGGAUUGCUUCACUUGCAGGGCAAACGGUAUCAAAUGUGAUCGCCGUCGGCCUUACUGCGGCCCAUGCCUCGAAGUUGGGAAUGAUUGCAGAGGUUACAGAACUCAACUCACUUGGGGAGUUGGUGUUGCCAGUCGUGGGAAGCUUCGAGGACUGCAUUUGCCUAUUGUGAACCUUGCUGUUGACAGCAAGAACACUCAAAAGAUUGUCAAGAAGAAGUCUGAGGACAAAUCCACAAAUGGAAGCGGUGCAAAGCCAAAGAAGUCCAAGGCCUCCGAGAGUAACCCACAUGAUUACGAUAGCCAGCGUAAUUCUGGUGUGGGCAAAUUAAGCAUUAUCACCAGUUACGACUUCGUCAAUAUGGAGAUUCCAUCAAGUUCUAGCUCCAGAGCCAGUUCUGCUCUUUCUGCCAGCACUGCUGGGACAAGUCCAGCUCUGUCCGCAAUCUCCCAGUCUAGCAUCCCGUCUCAGAGAUUAAGCCAAGCACGGAAAUCGCCUAAUCCUUCAUCGUACUCCCCAUAUUCUUCAAAUCCUCAGCAGCAGUAUCACUCGCAUAUUUCACCCCAACAGCAGCAGUACCAGGCACCAAUUCAGCACUAUCACAAGUCACCAUAUUCGCAUGUUUCACUUCCUCCACACCAAACAACUCCCUCGCUACUCCUGUCUCCCAUGUCCGAAUAUGAACCUAGUUUCCCCUCUUCACAGCACUACCCCAUGUCUUCUGCACCAGCCACUGCUCCUUUGUAUGACAUGGUCACUGGUGUUUCAAGCUCUACUUACCACCCCACAAGUUCAAUGACUGUCACUUCAUCUAGCGUUUCUUAUGCCUCUAUGACUGCGCCAACCAUGCAAACAUCUUCCCGAAUGAUGGAUGGUGAUCAUAUACAUCAAAAUCAUAACCAACACCCCCAUCACAGCGGAUCGUGGAAUGGAGUCAGCGGGAUGGGCAAUCUUCAUCAACAACAUGUACAAGCGGGAACAGGUAACCUGUCAGACUUGUUGUACGAUGAUGAUAUGCUUGGUACGUUCUAA